GGCGGGGCCGGGGCCUGCUAUCCGCGCGGCCUGGCGCAAAAAACAUGGCGGCGCCCGUGUACCCGGCCUGGGUCAUCCGCUGGGUCUCCGGGCAGUGGCGGCAGAAGAAGCGGCCCCCGGUUCUCCGCCCUACCCGGCCGCUGGUGCUGGCCAACAAGGUAGCGAACCGCAGGGAGCAGGCGGGAGAGGCGACAUGCAUUACAGAGAUGUCGGUAAUGAUGGCCUGCUGGAAACAGAAUGACUUCAACGAUACAGCUUGUGCUGAGGAGAUCCGGAUAUUCCAUGAAUGCGUGGCAAAGGCAGAAAAAGAGCGCAAGAAUCAAAAUGAGGACAUCCUGUCAUCCAGGGGAGACUUAACUUCAAGCAAAGUGAACAAGCUCCUGAGGAGGUUUCCUCAGAUCACACGUUAUGUAUAAUGUGCUUGAUUAAAGGGACUGCAGACAAGCAAUUAAAAUUGGUGUCUUUGGCAAAAAAAGUGAAAAGUAAACUUGAGUGAGCAUUUGAUUUCAGGUGGUAUCUGUCAGCGCUGCUGUGUGGAUCUUGACCACAUCUCCGUUUCCAGAGCAAAACCCACCCAUCUUGACCAUCAGCUGACUUUGUUCAUGAGAUUCUUGGGUCUUCUGGUCUUGAGAUUUCUGGAGUGUACUCCACACUAGCCACAGUGUGGAGUCAGGCCCUCACUGAGAAAUGAAAUCUUCUAGGAAUGCAUGUAAAUGCCUUUUCCAACAGUUAGGGGGUGACUUUUCCUCAUGUAUAAGCUUCCUGCCUAACUAACUUUUGAGCUGCUAUCAAAAAGUGCUUAGGCCCAGACACUGAGACAAUUUAAAAGUGUUAGUAAUCUCAUGACUCAUACUCCUACACAUAUGUAUAUGCAAUUUGAUUCCUCUUAAAAUUUUUUUAAUUCCUGCUGCUGUACAAGAAGGCUGUAGAAUGAGGAAGUAAUCUUCAGCAAAAUACCUUGUUAAUACACAAUACAUUGGUAAGGAUCAAAUAUAACUUUAACACAGAAGCUUGUGAUUUAGGCCCUCUGCCUUGCAGGUGGGACAGAUAUGGUGCCAUGUCAGAUCCAUUAUGUUGCCUGUACUAUAAUAAAAACGUAAAACUCUUGUUUGGCUUGAGCAACUCAUAAGCCACAAGAAAAUGCUCCAUUGUUUUGGUAAAAAAGCUAAAAGGGGAAGAGAAAGUUCAAGCAUGGACUGAUACUGAAAUUAUGUAAUUAAUUAUUUGUUUAGAUUUUUUUAUCACUGGAGUACCACAAAACUGCAGGCAGGUCCCUGUUGUUUUAGGACCAGUACUUAAUUGGUUAGAAAAAUGCAGGGCCUCAGAGAACUAAUGAUACAACCAUUUAUGUCACUAAUUCUUGGAUGUAAAGAAAAAGAGUAAGAAGGAAGUCGGGAGCACACAGACUAUGGCUACCUGCAUGUAGCUAGAGUUUUCAUGGAGUUGGAGCUGACUUCUCUGGAGCCCCAGACUGAUUUCUGUUCUUCACAUAAAUACUGGUCAAGUGUACACUUUCAAGUUACUGAAGCAAUUUUUGUUUACCUGUUACAAUGGCUUAUUAGUGGCUUAUCCCACAGGGUAGCCUAUUCUAUUGCUGCUAUUAUGGCAUAACUGGGUCUUUCAGAGGACUUGAAGUCAGUAAGAACAUGAUUUCCAAAUCUAAGUUUGGGAAAACACUUUGGUUCUAUGACGUUUUGGAUUUUCAGUCCAAAAGAUGCUCUCUGAAAAGGAGAGCUACUUGCUGAUUCUUUGUGUCUGAAGGAGACAAGCUGAGUUGGGAGUGAGGGACCAAUGAAUUGUAACUUGACUUCUGUUGAUGAUGGUUUUUCUUUCUUUUUAUUAAAACUUACAAUACAAGUAUAAUUUUGCAUCUCUUAAGCUAGCAGAUGUGCUAAAUGUACCAAAUUCCAGUGCCUGUGAAGAACUCUCUAUAUAAGAGGCUGUAGCAGAGAAACUAACACUUUUUUGUUCUGUUCUUACUUGGAAGUUUUGCAUGUCUCCCACUAAUCUGGACAGCCAUUUUUUGAUUUUACUGCUUCACAGUGAACUUCACAAGUUAUCUGGGGUUUUUUCUCAUUUUUUACAUGUCUACUGUAAGCUUGAAAUUACUAUGCUAAGGUUUUCUAGUCCUUAAAGAAAUGCAUUUGUUUGGAGGAAGAAGGAAUGAAAGAGAAUACUUUUCAAAUGCACCCAGAUUUUACAGUGCUUCUUGUGAAAGAAGUACUCUAGCAAUUCUUUUGUCUCAGGAUCCCGUGCUGUAACC
Molecule: messenger RNA, 2263 nt
Organism: Athene cunicularia (burrowing owl)
Lineage: Eukaryota; Metazoa; Chordata; Aves; Strigiformes; Strigidae
Gene: CHCHD1
Product: coiled-coil-helix-coiled-coil-helix domain containing 1
Exons: 3
Coding region: 45-416 (123 amino acids)
Biological process (GO): mitochondrial translation
Cellular component (GO): mitochondrial ribosome; mitochondrion; nucleoplasm
Molecular function (GO): RNA binding
Source: RefSeq, a predicted model, not a curated record